Penaeus indicus is the source of this 5915-nucleotide messenger RNA. RefSeq lists its product as uncharacterized. Gene Ontology annotation, biological process: positive regulation of DNA-templated transcription. NCBI's taxonomy places the organism in Eukaryota, Metazoa, Arthropoda, Malacostraca, Decapoda, Penaeidae. The record is from RefSeq and is a predicted model, not a curated record. Gene Ontology annotation, molecular function: transcription coactivator activity; protein binding. The coding region runs from base 15 to 1988 and encodes 657 amino acids. Gene Ontology annotation, cellular component: nucleus. The transcript is spliced from 7 exons.
GUCUUUAGACUAGGAUGGUUCUGACACGGCUGUCCCAUUUUGGAGAGGUGUGUCCAUUAAGCGAUCACAGUUACAGUGAUCCCGCUGCUCAGUUUACUUCUGUUGUCCUGCCCUCAAACAGACGUGUGUCCGGGGUGGGUGUUGGAUCCAAGUCUCCAUCAGGACUAGCUUUGCCGUCUGGGUCGCCAGCAGAUCCACAGGCAGAGCAGUCUCUUCCAGCAGAUUCAGCAGCACCACAAGAGGAGGAAGUGGUGAAACUGCACAUCCUAGACCUUCCAAAUGAAAUAUUUGAAAAGAUCUUCUCAUACCUCACAUACAAAAAUAUUGGCGAGAUAAGACGGACAUGCAAGAGGUUCGAGCAAAUUGGGUCAAACAUCUUAAAUGCAGCUUUCCAGCGGCUGCAGCAUUUAAUGUCACAGAGGUUCCAGGCCAUCAAAGGUCAGAUGCCUCGAAGGGAGUCGGCGAGGCGCAAGCACCCUCUUGUGCGGGAACAUGACAUUGUUGAGACGUUACACAUGCGCUUGAUGCUUCUUCAGAUGUCCUUCGGCAAGCACAUUGAAAGGAAACACUGUUGCUUCUUUGCAGGAGAUAUCUUGGAUGAAGUACAUCGUAUUUUAUGGUACAUUAAGAACACCCCUACACUAGGCAGAGCAUACAAGGUGACAGAUGAACUGUUUGAUCUCUCCUCAAUGGCCAUGGAAUAUUUCAAAGAACACAUAGAACCAAGACUUCCAGAAAUAACCUGUUUUGGGUCAGACUUCCUGGACAUCACUACUAGAUAUUCUGACGGCUGCAGCGUAAGGCCCUCGGGGGGCAGUGCAAGAGUAUCGGAGCCAGAAGAUGACAUCCCAGAAUUUGACACGCUGCCCCCCUCCAACAUGGUCCUUCGCAAGAGGAUUCGCCGCAUACGUCAGGGCAUGAGGAGGUAUAACACACAGCUUGUUGCUUUGAAGAGGGAGCUGAAGAGUUGUAAGAGCAAGCUGACCGACCAGCACAAGCAGAUGAUGGAGUAUGCAACACGCAUGGAUGAAUAUGACAAGAAGUUUGAAGAAUCUUCAAGAAAGUUUAGCACGGUUCUCCAGGAACUGAACAAGUGCAAGACUGAGCUCCAGUACUGGCGUUCCAAAUCCCCCGCCCACCCUCUCUUGUGCUAUGGGUGUGGGCAAGCUGUGGGAGAAGGGGCUAACCAACAGCUCCAGGCUGGAGUGUUAAUGCAAGGUGGUGAUGAAACAGUGGUGUUUGUUCCCUUGGCUAAAGCUUCCUCUCAGGAGGGUGGAGAGAGUGCCACUCCCUCUGCUGUCUUUGGCCGUGGUAGUGGACGCAGUGGUUUGUGUGCCAUGAAUGGCUCCGUGAGGAAUCUCGAGCGAGUGUUUGAUCUGGAACUCUCCCCUUCAGAAACUUCCGCUGUAGAACCUGCCUCACACAGUAAAGUAGUGCCUGAAACUCUUCCCCUGGUCAGAGAUACAAAACCUGAGUCUGGCUCUGAAGCUCUGACACAGUCACAAUCCUUAUCUCAAGCUCAAUGUCUCCAUCUCUCCUCUCUGCCAUCCACUCCUGCCUCACAAAACAGCAGUAGCUCAACCUCUCCAAAUACUUCGACAUCUCAGACUUCUUUAUCUCAGGCAGGAGUGCCACUGGCUCUGUCACCAGUCACCCCUACUUCAGUGAGCUCUCCUCCUAUAGCCCCUUCACACACCCAUUCAACUCUACCUGGCACUCUACCUCAUGUCCAUUCACAGCCAUAUUCUGCCUUCCAUACUUGCGGUGCCUCUCACCAGACAGAGCAGCACCGCUGGGAUUCCAGCCAGGAGUGUGCUGAAGACUUGUCGAUGUCACGCUCCUUCAAGCAUGACCUUUAUGACGAUGGUGAUUGUGGGACCUUAAAGCGCCGUGUCAGUGAUGAAGAGAGCGACAAUUGUGAUACAAAUGACGACACUGUGGGUCGUAGGGUCAAGGAGCGCAAAAGAAUUAAACUGGAUGUUUUGUAAUAGAAGUGGAGAGAUUCCUGGCUUUGUCACUGGUUGCAUGCAAAAAAUAUUUUCAUGGAGGGAUUAUUUGUAGGGGAAAAGAAGAGAAAGAAAUGCUUUUAAGAGAAGUUCAGUGAAAAGUCCCUCUUUUUGUUCAGAAUAAUGAAAGUUGUGUCUGUUAACAAAGCUAUUUUUAUUAUCGUAGUUACUUUUUCAGUGUUUAAAGAAAUACUCUUUCAGCAUUAUGAUGUUUGUUUUUUAUUGAUAGUUCUUUUCUUAUUUAUUUUUUAAUGUAUUGCAUAUUGAACUUCUAAAAUGUCUUGGUUGUAAAUGUUGCAACAGCUAUUGCAGUUAACAUUGCCAAUAACUUUUAUUUUCUUUCUAUCUUUCUUUAUAUGCAUAUAUUUUAAGAUCAGUAGGUUAAAAGGGAGUUAUAAGUUGGAUUGAAAUAUUUUGCUCAUAUCCUUGUUCAGUUAUAUAGUUUAUAAGAAAUAUGGCUGGUAUUAAAUGUGCAAAGUAUCAAGAGGAAGCAAAGUGAUAAGAACUGUCAAUAAAAUGGCUUUAAGUAUGUAAAAUUAAGUGGAGCAGCUACACAAAUGAUGAGGAUGACAAUCCCGAAGGUGCUGCAGAAUUUGAAGUAGUGUGAAGUUGAGAGAUUCCUCUUGAUGUUGGAAGGAAGGCCAAGCGGGGUGAGCAGGAGUGGUCACUUGCCGCUGUGACUACACUCGGUGGGUGUGCUUCUGGUAAGUCUGGAUUUGAUGAGGGGUUAGGGUAGAAGGGUGGGUGGGGCAGUGAAGUAUUUGUGGAUAACAUUGGAGGGUAUCUUGUGAUUUUCAAAAAGGAAUGAUCCUAGUAGUGGCUACAGGAUAUUUUAAAUGUAUAGCAUUGACCCUAGCAUUGACAUAGGAUGAUUGGGAUUGUAGAUGAUUCUUGGAUUAUGAGUCCUCUUAAAGACAGGAAAAAAACAAAAAUUAAAAAAAGACAUAAGCUGUAAAAAAAUGCGUGAUUUUGUACUGCAACAAAAAGCUGUAUUUUAUUCUUUGUAAACAAAUAUUGUACAUAGUAUAUGUAACAGAAAGCUAUAUAUAGAUUAAUAUACUGCCUAGCAGUAAAUGAGGAAUGGUUCCAAUGAGUGACAAAAGUUCUUGAUGGAUUGCAAGGUUGUCAGUAGCAAUGCAUGCCUUAAUGUGCAUCAUUUCUUGUGGAUCGGUAUGAAGAAAGUUCAGUGUGGAUUAACCAAACUAAGGAUUUAUGGAAAGCAGUUUUGGAUUGAAAAAAAUAGUUGAACCAAAGGCUUUAGAAGAAAGGAUUAGCUUAGAGACUAGGAAAAUGGUAAGGUUUCUGAGUUUUACAAAUAAGAGGCUGUCAGGAAAUUGAUGGAAGACAUCUUAGCAUAGUGUGAAGGUUUGAACGAGUGCACUGGUAGGUAGACCUUGUCUGUAUGAUGAUGGGAGCUUCUUGUACAGCAUUGUAUCUUCGUAGAGGCCAGUUCUGGGCAUAGCAUUUAUAAAUUUAAUUGCUAGUUGUUGUGCAAAGAAGGUUUUGGCAGAUGUCACUUUUCAGCGACAGAUGAGUUAGUUUAUGCUUCCAGUCUCAUUUAACAUGUUCCAGGUAAGAUCUUUACCACAUUCAUUAAGGGGUCCCACUGAGGGUAUUGUUCCAAGUAAGACGAAGGCUGUACUAAAUCUUUUUAAUUACUUGAAACAUAAUUUACCAACAUAGUCAGAGAUAACGUCAUGUUUUAAUACAAUACUGAUAUGUUUAUUCUUACAUUAAAUGAGGAUAAUCAUGAUAAAGUAAUGUAAGUGAUUGGGUUGUUAAUGACAAAUCUAUUAUAUAUUUUAAUAAAGAUACAAAAGAAGAAUAGCAUGAUUAACCUGAUCAUUUUUCUUUAUUAUUAUUAUUUUAGGUAACGUCAUAAAUUACAGAGGAUAAAUGGUUGAAAUUAAGUUCCACAUUUAAUAUCAUGUAUCAGAAAUCGAAAUGCCAAGGAAAGAUUAACGAAGAUCCUCAAGGUCCCAGAUGAAUUUCAAAAAGAAUUUUCCUCCGAGAAAGAGAGAGACGUCGGCAUGAACAUUCGGUAGUGUGGUAUGAAAGCCAUAAUGAAACUCAGAUCCUGGUGAAGAAUUUAGUCAGUGGUGUGAACUAAAAUGGUCCUUUGAAAGAUAUACUACUAAUACUAUUCAUGUGUCAAAUGCAUACAAAGACUGGCUUCAUCUGUUAGUCUUGUUUCUUUUUAUAUGAUUAUCAUUAGUUUAACCUUAGUUCUUAUUGAAUAUUAUUAUUAUUAUUAUUAUUAUUAUUAUUAUUAAAUUUUGCCUGGGCUUUCCUAUCUCCUUGUAAAUUAAAGGCCUUAGAGAUGUACUGAAGGCCUUUUUAGUAUGUCAAAAAAACAUGUAUUGCAUGCCUGUUGAAAGGAAGAUAACAUAACAUUAUGGUGAGUGAGUAGAAUGUAUGUUGGAAAUGUUUCAGUGGAGUAAUUAUCAAAGACAUUACACAUUUUGCUGAUUCCAUUUCCCAAAGCUGCAUAUUUGCCUGAUGACGAAAAAGAGAAAGAAAAAAAAGACAAAAACAAAAAAACAAAAACAUUGCAUGCUUGCAAUGGUGUGUGAGAGUUAACUGUACAAUACUUCAUAUUUUUAUAAAUCCUAUGAAUGCCUGCCUUGUAACUCAGAAUGGAAAAUUUUCCCUCAAGUUUUAAAAGAUUUAAGCGAAAGGAAAAAAUAAGUGAACAGGUAUAGUACAAAAUGGAAUUGUAACCCCCCAGUCUUUCACGUUCAAGGUUUUCUUGUGGUUAUCAGUAGGUGCCAAGGAAGCAAAUAUGAGCCUUCAUGCUUUGUGCUGAUCUCCAAAUUAUUUCAUUAAUAUCCUUUCUCAUUAAGAGGGGGGGGGAGUCUGAAUUUUAUUGGCCUGUAGAAGUGUGGGAGAAAGGAAAAGAUUUCUGCUUUAACCAUUUUUCUUUUCUUUUUCCAAGGGAAAGCAGUGCCAAGUUGAAGGAACACAGUUGCUUUUGGCACCAGUUCUGGUAUGAUUUUAUUUAUGUUUGGAUGAUUUGGUCUUAAACACAAAUGUUAAUGUAUUCAGUAUACAGAAUAAUUCUUACUAUUUUUAUUUCUGUUAUGCCCAUAGGGUUCCAGACAUCAUUUAGUAUAUUUUAAGAUAUUCUAGUCUAUUGGUUUUGUGUCAAAUAUAAAUUUGAGGUGAGAAUUAUUCUUCAGGAGAGCUUUAGAUCAUUUAUUAUUUCAUGUUCAAGUAUACUUUUGAAAAAUCAUUUUGAUACAGUAUUUCUCUUUAUGGAGAUAUACUAUAACAGGUGAUCUUGAUUAACCCUGGACUAAAAUCAUCUGUAUUUGUUCUUUGUAAAUAAACUGCGUGUAAUGCUUUGUUAAGAUGUAGCGUGAUUGAUCAAACACAUUGACCUUGUAAGGAGUGAGGGCUCAAGUGGCUGUAUAUUUAAUGUUAAAAGAUAUAUCUAAUUUAUAGAGUACAAUCUUUCUAAGUAGUGAAAAUUAGUCUCCCGAAAUGACAGUAAGAGUGUGGGAACUUUACAUAGGAAUCGGCUGGAUAUAAGUAGUGCACUUUUUUGACUAUAGAAAGUUAUUUGAGGGGAUGGGUGUUUGAGGUUAAAAGUGAUUUUUUUUUUCCUUCCUUUUUUUUUAUGGUGGAGAUUCCCUCAACUUUUUUUUCUUUCUUUUUCUUUUUUUUUUAUGCUGAGGCAUGACUAAUUAAUUAGAAAAUUUGUGAUGUCAUGACCUGAAAACCCACGAGGAAGAUGUGAGAGUAGAAAAUGUGGAGUGGGAACCUAAGAAGAAAACCGACUUUGUGAUGGUUGGAACCUGGCUAUGUAUCGACUACAUAAUGUAAGGGAACCAAUGAUGUGUAUGACUUCAUAAUGGGUGGGAGCCCAUGAUGUAAUGUGACUUCUAAAUAAAAUCAUGUUAAUAAGUA